AUGCCACCGAAGUACUACAUUCGCCCGGAUGAUACCCUCAUAGGCAUAUCACUCAAGCUUAAAGUAGAUGCCCGUCUCCUGUGUCGCAUAAACAACCUACCUGCCAGUACCCUCCGCACUACCCCUCACCUCCUUCACACUCGCAGUUUUCUUACUCUCCCGCCCUCCGCACGCGCACCACCGCCCUUAUCCCCAGCCGAGCUUGCAGCAGACGAAGAGCGUCAGGCCAGACUCGCUCGUGAGCGCGCGGAGACACGCUUCCAGGCGAUGACGAAGGAGACUGACAGGGGCGUGGCGAAAGCCUACGUUGCUCUCGCAGGACUGCCGGAUGAGGCCGGCGAGAUCAAGCAGUAUGAGAAGGAGAACGGGCUCCGGAAGAGGAGAGUGACGUCUAGUGAGGACGACGGCGCCGGGGGAUAUCUAGAGGGUCGGGCGAUGGACCGCUACUUUGACGACGAAGAGUGGGAGGCGGGCGAACGAGCCGAAGGACGCAACGCCGCCCUCCCUCCGUUUCCGUACGUCGCAGCGGGAGAGUCGAGUCGGGCUGCCGGAAAGGUGUCUGCAGAGAAGUCUUGGUGGCGGUGGAAGAACUAG
Molecule: messenger RNA, 594 nt
Organism: Trametes versicolor FP-101664 SS1
Lineage: Eukaryota; Fungi; Basidiomycota; Agaricomycetes; Polyporales; Polyporaceae
Exons: 2
Coding region: 1-594 (197 amino acids)
Source: RefSeq, a predicted model, not a curated record